AUGGCCGCUAAGUCGGACGGGAGGCUGAAAAUGAAGAAGAGCAGCGACGUGGCGUUCACCCCGCUGCAGAACUCGGAGCACUCGGGCUCGGCGCAGGGACUGGCCCCGGGCCUGCCGUCGGGGUCGGGAGCCGAGGACGAGGAGGCUGCCGGGGGCGGCUGCUGCCCGGACGGCGGCGGCGGCUGCUCGCGCUGCUGCUGCUGCUGCUGCUGCUGCGCGGGGAGCGGCGGCUCGGGCGGCGGCUCCGGGGUCUCGGGCGGCCCGGGCGGCGGCGGGGCGGGCUCGGCGGCGCUGUGCCUGCGCCUGGGCAGGGAGCCGCGGCGCUACUCGCUGUGGGACUGCCUCUGGAUCCUGGCCGCCGUGGCCGUGUACUUCGCGGACGUGGGCACGGACGUCUGGCUCGCCGUGGACUACUACUUGCGCGGCCAGCGCUGGUGGUUCGGGCUCACGCUCUUCUUCGUGGUGCUCGGCUCGCUCUCGGUGCAGGUGUUCAGCUUCCGCUGGUUCGUGCACGAUUUCAGCACCGAGGACAGCGCCCCGGCCGCCGCCGCCUCCGGCUGCCCGCAGCCGGGGGCCGAGUGCAAGACGGUGGCCGGCGGCGGGUCUGCAGCCGCGGAAGGCGAGGCUCGCCCUUCCACGCCGCAAAGGCAAGCGUCCAGCGCCAGUAAGAGCAACGUCGCCGCCGCCAACAGCGGCAGCAACAGUAGCGGGGCCCCCCGGGCCGGCGGCAAGCGCAGGUCUGCGUCCUGCUCCUUCUGCAUCUGGCUCCUGCAGUCGCUCGUCCACAUCUUGCAGCUCGGGCAAAUCUGGAGAUAUUUCCACACAAUCUACUUAGGUAUUCGAAGUCGACAGAGUGGGGAGAAUGACAGAUGGAGAUUUUACUGGAAAAUGGUGUAUGAGUAUGCAGAUGUGAGUAUGCUGCAUUUGCUAGCCACCUUUCUGGAAAGUGCUCCACAGCUGGUCCUGCAGCUCUGCAUUAUCGUACAGACUCAUAGAUUACAGGCCCUCCAAGGAUUCACAGCGGCAGCCUCCCUCGUGUCUUUGGCUUGGGCCUUGGCCUCUUACCAGAAGGCUCUCCGGGACUCUCGAGAUGACAAGAAGCCCAUUAGCUACAUGGCUGUUGUCAUCCAGUUCUGCUGGCAUUUCUUCACCAUUGCUGCCAGAGUCAUCACCUUCGCCCUCUUUGCCUCAGUUUUCCAGCUGUACUUUGGGAUCUUCAUCGUCCUCCACUGGUGCAUCAUGACCUUCUGGAUUGUCCACUGUGAGACAGAAUUCUGUAUCACCAAAUGGGAAGAGAUUGUGUUCGACAUGGUGGUGGGGAUCAUCUACAUCUUCAGCUGGUUCAACGUCAAGGAAGGCAGGACACGCUGCAGGCUCUUCAUUUACUAUUUUGUGAUCCUGCUGGAAAAUACAGCCUUGAGUGCCCUCUGGUACCUCUACAAGGCUCCCCCAUUUGCAGAUGCGUUUGCCAUCCCAGCACUGUGUGUGGUGUUCAGCAGCUUUUUAACUGGCGUCGUUUUUAUGCUGAUGUAUUAUGCCUUCUUUCACCCCAAUGGACCCAGAUUCGGGCAGUCACCCAGUUGUGCUUGUGAGGACCCAGUCGCUGCCUUCACCCUGCCUCCAGAAGUGGCCACCAGCACGCUCCGGUCCAUCUCCAACAACCGCAGUGUCGCCAGCGACCGCGACCAGAAAUUUGCAGAGCGGGAUGGGUGCGUACCUGUCUUUCAGGUGAGGCCCACGGCUCCGUCCACCCCGUCAUCUCGCCUGCCACGGAUUGAAGAAUCCGUCAUUAAAAUUGACCUGUUCAGGAAUAGGUACCCAGCGUGGGAGAGACACGUUUUGGACCGAAGCCUUCGAAAGGCCAUUUUAGCCUUUGAUUGUUCCCCGUCUCCUCCGAGGCUGCAGUACAAAGAUGAUGCCCUGAUCCAGGAGCGGUUGGAGUAUGAAACCACGUUAUAAGAUGCAAGGCCUUGGAGGAGCCACAACCUC
This is a messenger RNA of Nyctereutes procyonoides (raccoon dog), 1989 nucleotides long. RefSeq names its product XK related 4 (gene XKR4). Bases 1 to 1959 code for a protein of 652 amino acids. Gene Ontology annotation, cellular component: plasma membrane. The record is from RefSeq and is a predicted model, not a curated record. Lineage: Eukaryota; Metazoa; Chordata; Mammalia; Carnivora; Canidae. The transcript is spliced from 3 exons. Gene Ontology annotation, biological process: phosphatidylserine exposure on apoptotic cell surface; engulfment of apoptotic cell; apoptotic process involved in development.